AUUAAACGCUGCUUAAAAUAAUCUUUGAAACCUCUGUCAUAAAAGUCGUUAACUUAUCUCAUAUGCAAAGCACGAUAGUAGGUGUGGAAACGUUGGCAGAUUGACCUUAUUGUAAAUCUGCUUUAGACUCUCGACACAUUGGCCGACUUUCGAUCCUUGUCCUUCCUGCAUCUUCAGCGAAAUCACUUUUUCAAAAAUUUAGUCUGUCUACGAGUUCAACAAUUAUCGGAGUCAUCUAUCAAAAGCCAAUAGGCAAACGAAGAAUAUGGUGACAAUCCAAUGAUUGGUUCCGGUGAGCCACAGAAGAAUUAGCUUAGUGACGGUAAUCUGGGUUGAUUUGUCAUCAAAAUGCUGGACACUAAUGCUUUUUGAGUCAUAGUUCACGUCUGAUUGCUUUCGAUUUCGCUCGAGUUGUGCGAAAUAAUAAUAGUUAUUUUGCAUCUUCAACCAAGCGACAAAUGCUUAAUUGAUGCCUUAAAGCUGGUUGGACGCAUUUCUAGCAAUUGAGUAGUUAUUCGGUGUGUUUCGAUUUAUAGCGGGCAUGAAAUACUCUUUUCAACUCGGGAAGAAAAAUGACUCAACUUUCGAAAGCUUUGACGAUACAGUGUCGUUAUUUGGUGGGAGUGAUUUAUUCAAGUGUCAAAACACUAGAAUACGGACCUGUCUGCUCGAAUCAUCAAAUCUGAUGUUAGCAAGCUGCACUGCGAAUGGCAACAUUUGAGAUACUCAACUUACAGACAAGGCUGCUCACUACAGUUCAAACAUUGGAGUUCAAUCAUCGAAGUUAAUCUAAAUUUGUUUGAAUGACAAGACGGACGUUAACUUCUUCCUGGCAUCGUCUCACCAACUUUCAUUUCAAAUCACCUCAUUUCAGCAUUGACGUCAUCUUUCAGGUGUUUGCAAACUCAUGGGGUAGUGUGCACCCUCAGCCAUUAUCCCCGUCGAUCACUCAACUUUUUAUCUUUCAAGGAGCACAGGUACGAAACUAAUGCAUGUAUAAUAUUAAUCAACGCCACCAAAAGCUACAAUUGGUUUAAAAUUCUUAUGCCAUCGAGCAUUACAAAUUUGUCAAUAGACUGUGAAGGUUGGCCGUCAACCUAUAGCCUCGACGUUGACAUAUCGACUUCCGCUCGUAACCUCAAAAUUUUGCUACUGGGCUGAAGUGCAAUCGCUUAGGCUAAUAAUUGAUUGUCUACCAACUAUACCAACUACCUGAGACAUGCAGCAUCCAGCUUCAGCCUGCAAAAUAUUGAAAGUACUCAGAACUUAACAUUUCGUCUAUGCGCGGCUGGCAUCUGUUGUCUU
Plasmopara halstedii is the source of this 1305-nucleotide messenger RNA. RefSeq lists its product as uncharacterized. The transcript has a single exon. Lineage: Eukaryota; Oomycota; Peronosporomycetes; Peronosporales; Peronosporaceae. The record is from RefSeq and is a predicted model, not a curated record. The coding region runs from base 542 to 721 and encodes 59 amino acids.